Messenger RNA from Lipotes vexillifer (Yangtze River dolphin), 2142 nucleotides. It is a transcript of the gene RABL6, whose product is annotated as RAB, member RAS oncogene family like 6. Gene Ontology annotation, molecular function: GTP binding. The coding region runs from base 1 to 2142 and encodes 713 amino acids. Gene Ontology annotation, cellular component: nucleus; cytosol. The transcript is spliced from 15 exons. The record is from RefSeq and is a predicted model, not a curated record. NCBI's taxonomy places the organism in Eukaryota, Metazoa, Chordata, Mammalia, Artiodactyla, Lipotidae.
AUGUUUUCCGCGCUCAAGAAGCUGGUGGGGUCGGAGCAGGCUCCGGGCCGUGACAAGAACAUCCCGGCUGGGCUGCAGUCCAUGAACCAGGCGCUGCAGAGGCGCUUCGCCAAGGGUGUGCAGUACAACAUGAAGAUCGUGAUCCGAGGGGACAGGAACACGGGCAAGACAGCCUUGUGGCACCGGCUGCAGGGCAAGAAGUUCGUGGAGGAGUACAUCCCCACACAGGAGAUCCAGGUCACCAGCAUCCACUGGAGCUACAAAACCACUGAUGAUAUCGUGAAAGUUGAGGUCUGGGACGUAGUUGACAAAGGAAAAUGCAAGAAGCGAGGCGAUGCCUUGAAGAUGGAGAAUGAACCCCAGAAGGCGGAGUCCGAGAUGGCCCUGGAUGCCGAGUUCCUGGACGUGUACAAGAACUGCAACGGGGUGGUCAUGAUGUUCGACAUCACCAAGCAGUGGACCUUCAACUACAUUCUCCGGGAGCUUCCCAAAGUGCCGACGCACGUGCCUGUGUGCGUGCUGGGGAACUACCGCGACAUGGGCGAGCACCGCGUCAUCCUGCCCGACGAUGCGCGAGACUUCAUCGACAACCUAGACAGGCCCCCAGGGUCUUCUUACUUCCGCUACGCUGAGUCCUCAAUGAAGAACAGCUUCGGUCUCAAGUACCUGCAUAGGUUCUUCAACAUCCCAUUCCUGCAGCUUCAGAGAGAGACGCUGCUGCGGCAGCUGGAGACGAACCAGCUGGACAUCGAUGCCACGCUGGAGGAGUUGUCCGUGCAGCAGGAGACCGAGGACCAGAACUACGACAUCUUCCUCGAGAUGAUGGAGGCCCGCAGCCGUGGCCACGCGUCCCCGCUGGCCACCAACGGGCAGAGUCCAUCCUCGGGCUCCCCGUCUCCUGUGGUGCCUCUGAGUGCAGUGUCCACGGGGAGCUCCAGCCCCAGCACACCCCAGCCGGCUCCGCAGCCGCCCCUCCAGGCCCCCUCAGCUUGCCCGGGGCCGCCCUGCCCCUCGGAGGCGCCGCCAGCCCCUGCACACACCCUGGUCCCCGCCGCACCCCCGCGGCGCAGCAUCAUCUCGCGGCUGUUCGGGACCUCGCCGGCGGCCGAGGUGGCCCCUUCACCCCCAGAGCCGGCCCCAGCUCCAGAGGCCCCGGCUGGAGUCCAGAACGUGGAGGACUUUGCUCCUGACGACAGUCUUGACCGCAGCUUCCUGGAGGACGUAGCCCCCCCAGAGGAUGAAAAGAGAGUUGGAGCCAAGGUCCCGCAGGACAGUGACAGUGAUGGGGAGGCCCCAGGAGGGAAUCCAAUGGUGGCGGGUUUCCAGGACGACGUGGACCUUGAAGAUAAGCCGCCUAGUAGGCCCCUGCCUCCCACGGGCCCCAUCCCCAGGGAGCACAUCACUCUGUCCAGUGAGGAGGAAGAGGAGGUGGCGGCAGGGCGCCACGAGGCCACCGUCCUGGCCCCCCAGAAGUGCUCUGAACCAGGGACCAAACGUUCCUCCACGAAGGCCUCGAGGCCACACCAGGACGCAGCUCCCAAGGCCACAGAGCCCCACUGGCCAGGCGGUACCGAGGGCUCCUCUCCGGGGCUGGAGGACGGGGGUGACAAGCAGGUGUCAUCAGAGAGUGACCCCGAGGGGCCUAUUGCCGCCCAGAUGCUCUCCUUCGUCAUGGACGACCCUGACUUUGAGAGUGACUCAGAUGCUCAGUGGAGAGCGGGUGAGUUUCCGGUGCGAGAGGACCUCUCGGACGUGACGGAUGAGGAAGCCGGCCCUGUCCAGCCGCCCCCGCCCCCCAAACCCCCUGCCCCCUCCUUCAGACUGAAGAACGACUCGGAUCUCUUCGGGUUGGGGCUGGAGAGCACGGGCCGCAAGGAGAGCAGCGAGGAAGAUGAGGGGGGCCGGCCGCCCUCGAAGGACGAGAGGAGGAAGAGGAGGAAGGGCGGAGAGGAGGAAGCGAAGGCCGCGCGGAGGAGGAGCCGGCGGAAGAGCAGGGACCCGGCGGAGGCCGAGGGCCGGGAGGGGCGGCGGCGGCGGCGGCGCGGCACGGAGAGGCCUGCGGUCCACGAGCUGGAGGCUUUCCUGGGGGGCGGGGCCCCGGGCGGCCACCUCCGCGGGGGCGGCGAUUACGAGGAGCUCUAG